GAAUUCUGCCGGGCAAGUUGGCAUCGCACGGGAGGGACUGGUCAGCCCGUACAAUUCUCGAAAGGUGGCAGCGGGACCCUUCCGUCCCGUGGAGGCCGUGGAGAAGCUCCAUGAAGUUGAGGUGCAGGCUGCUGCCGAAGGCAAUCAGCUCGAUUCUCAGCUGCAGGAGCUUCUGUCAAGGACCAUCGUUACGGCAGAAGCCAGAGAUGGCAGACUACAGACCGCGACCUGA
Symbiodinium pilosum is the source of this 232-nucleotide messenger RNA. The record is from the annotation of a GenBank genome assembly. NCBI's taxonomy places the organism in Eukaryota, Dinophyceae, Suessiales, Symbiodiniaceae.